AUGUCGGUGGUGUUGGAGGUGGUGCGCGCCCUGGCGCCCAGGGCGCGGCCAUCGCCUUAUGCGAAGCGCUGGUGGACAUCGGACCUCACCCAGCUUCGUCGCAUUUACACGUAUUGGAGGAAUCGUGCCAGAUCAUCGAGACGAGCAGGACAGAAGAAGAAGCACUGGGACGAGUUUCUCGCAGAUAACGAUAACAUGUGGGAGGUGGCAAAGUACAUGAAGUCGGGAGACGAUGCGGCGUUUGUCAAGGUGCCGCAGCUCGUAAGAGCUGAUGGCACCUGCACGGCAAACAGCAAAGAACAGGCUGAGGAAAUGCUGACCGUCUUCUUCCCUCCCCUGGCGGAAAUAGUUGAAGAGGAAGUGGAAAGACCCCAGUGUGGAACAGCUGUCGCCACGCCGGACAUUACGAUGGCAGAGGUGGAGCGACAAGUUCCGCAGUACGCACUCACUAUCAAGCUCAUGAUGCCGACUAGCCCACAACAGCCCAAUCUUUUCGAUUGA
Hirsutella rhossiliensis is the source of this 501-nucleotide messenger RNA. RefSeq names its product reverse transcriptase. The record is from RefSeq and is a predicted model, not a curated record. NCBI's taxonomy places the organism in Eukaryota, Fungi, Ascomycota, Sordariomycetes, Hypocreales, Ophiocordycipitaceae. The coding region runs from base 1 to 501 and encodes 166 amino acids. The transcript is spliced from 2 exons.